AUGUCUGUGUCGGGGAAGAAGGAAUUUGACGUGAAGCAGAUCCUCAGGCUCCGCUGGCGCUGGUUCAGCCAUUCAUCCCAAGGUUCAGCUGGCGGUGGAGGUGGUAGUGUUGGCGGGGUGGGAGGCUAUAUCCAACAGGAUGGCCUGGACCACAGAGGGACGCCCACCCAGGGUCGGCUGAAGAGUCACUCACGGGAAAGAGGUGUUGGAGGACUACGGAAGACUAACAGCCCGGUCCACAGCAUCUUGGCACCAACACCAGGCCCCACGCCUGUCUAUGUCAGAGCAGGGCAUCAAUCAUGGCACCAUCAACAGAACACCAUCCAGGGUCUCCAGGUCAAUGAGGAGACUUCAAAGAGCAGUUCCUCACCCAGUGCCACAAGGAAAGAGGAUGCCAACACUGGCCAGGAAGAUGUGAAGAGCAGCAUAGAGGAACCUGCAGAGGUGGAGGCCAGAGAGAGGUUGGCUCUGAGCACCUUCUCCAGAAUGAACACUAACUCCUCAGAUGAGUUUUUCCAAGCCACAAAUCAUGCAGAGCAGACUUUCCGCAAGAUGGAGACCUACCUCCAGCACAAGCAGCUGUGUGAUGUCCUCUUGAUAGCAGGGGAUCACAAGAUACCAGCUCAUAGAUUGGUCCUGAGUGCUGUGUCAGACUACUUUGCUGCUAUGUUCACCAGCGAUGUGAGAGAGGCAAAGCAGGAGGAGAUCAAGAUGGAGGGAGUGGAUCCAGAGGCCCUCAGAUCUCUGGUUCAUUUUGCCUACACUGGUGUCCUUGAGCUGAAAGAGGAGACCAUUGAGAGUUUACUGGCGGCAGCUUGCCUUCUCCAGCUUUCACAAGUCAUCCAGGUUUGCUGUAACUUUCUGAUGAAGCAGCUUCAUCCCUCCAACUGCCUGGGAAUACGCUCCUUUGCAGACGCCCAGGGCUGUGUGGACCUACUCAAUGUGGCUCAUAACUACACCAUGGAACACUUCCUGGAGGUCAUUCAGAACCAGGAGUUCCUACUGCUCCCUACAGCUGAGAUUGUUAAGCUGCUCUCCAGUGAUGACAUCAAUGUCCCUGACGAGGAAACUAUCUUCCAGGCUUUGAUGAUGUGGGUGCGGUAUGAUGUCCAACAUCGACAACAGGACCUCGGGGUGCUUCUUGCCUACAUCCGCCUGCCUCUUCUUCCACCACAGCUCCUUGCAGAUCUGGAAAACAACAAGAUGUUCUCUGAUGAUCUGGAAUGCCAAAAGCUUCUGAUGGAGGCCAUGAAGUACCAUCUACUACCUGAGAGACGUCCAAUGUUUCAGAGCCCUAGAACCAAACCUAGAAAGUCCACUGUGGGUGCACUUUAUGCUGUAGGAGGGAUGGAUGCCACCAAAGGCUCUACCACCAUAGAAAAGUACGACCUGCGAACAAACACUUGGGUACAGGUUGGAGUCAUGAACGGACGUCGGCUGCAGUUUGGCGUGGCAGUGAUAGACAACAAGCUGUAUGUGGUCGGAGGGAGAGAUGGACUCAAGACGUCCAACAUGGUGGAGUGCUACAAUCCGAUCAAUAAAGUGUGGUCCACCAUGCCCCCCAUGUCAACACACAGACAUGGACUUGGCAUUGCUGUGCUGGAGGGCCCCAUGUAUGCUGUAGGAGGCCACGAUGGCUGGAGCUAUCUCAACACAGUAGAACGCUGGGACCCGCAGGCCAGACAGUGGAACUACGUGGCCAGUAUGUCGACACCACGGAGCACCAUGGGAGUCACAGCGCUCAAUGGAAAACUGUUUGCAGUAGGUGGGCGAGAUGGCAGCUCGUGUCUGAGGUCGAUGGAGUGCUUCGAUCCGCACACCAACAAGUGGAGCAUGUGUGCUCCUAUGGCCAAGAGGCGAGGCGGAGUGGGUGUGGCGACAUACAACAACUUCCUGUAUGCUGUUGGCGGACACGACGCCCCUGCAUCCAACCACUGUUCUAGACUCUCCGAUUGUGUUGAGAGGUAUGACCCAAAGACAGACAUGUGGACCACUGUAUCCUCUCUCAGCGUUCCCCGGGAUGCAGUGGGUGUGUGCCUGCUGGGUGACAGGCUGUAUGCCGUGGGUGGAUAUGAUGGCCAGUCGUACCUAAACACUGUUGAGUCCUACGAUGCACAGAACAACGAGUGGACUGAGGAGGUCCCUCUCAACAUUGGCAGGGCAGGCGCCUGUGUGGUGGUGGUGAAAUUGCCUUGAGCGUUUUGUCUCAUGACAGCAUGGGAAACAAAUGAGGGAGCGGCGAAGAAAAGUGGACAAACAAAACAACAGAUCAAGGACGCAUCCUUCGAGAGUCAUGUUUUUAUUUUUUAUUUUUCUCCUUAACUCUGCUCUGCAGAUUUUUCAGAGGGAAACACAGACAAAGCCUUGCCCGUAAACCAUUGUUUCUAUCAUUGGACAUGUCUGCGCACUGGGGAGGACUUGUUCAGACACUGGAAUGCACUGCACAUUCUCCACAUUCUCAACCGAUCAAGAAUUUUCAUAGACUUGGCUAAGCUGUAGCAAAUCAGUGCCAAGCCUUUGUUGUACUGGUUUGUCAUACUAGUUUUAUGAAAAGUUCUGUGUAUGUCUGUAAGAUUAAAUGUAAAAGUUACAUUUUGAGCAAAUAAGCUUAACUCCUGGUUAGUUUACAUUUAUACGCGAACAUUUCCUAUGAGUGCCAUCACAUACAGUAUAUUUUUGGGAUUGUAUUUCCCUUUAUAGCCACUCAAAUGAAAAUCGUUACAAUACAUUAAAUGAAACUAUGUACCAGUGUCUUUCCUUGGUGGGUGGUCUGAACAGAUUCUUACUCUUUAACGAAGAAGACCACUGUGGACACUGAGGCUGAUGAGUUUGCCCAGGCUGGUUUGGAGUUCAGGAAUGAAAUCAAACUUUUUGCUGAGUAAUAUAUUUGGACAUUUUCUUGAGUUAUUAAUAUUUUUCUUUUGUAUUGAGCCUGUAGCUACAGAACACCAAAGUCAUUUGCUUGUCUUAGAAUAAGUCUUGUUACGCAUUAAAUAAAGGUUUACAAAAUUGUGAAUUACAGAAAAUAUAUCAUAUUGAUAUUUCACAUUGCUGUACAGAUUUUUGUGAACUUUCUGAAACUACAUUUGUGUUGACAGAAUCAUGUCUGAACCAGUGCGCUGGUGACUGCAGUUGUUAUUCGUUUGGCUUUAUUUUGGGGCAUGCUAGCUGAGAUAAUGUUUCAUUUGAUUUAUACAAUAUUAUAAUAUCAUUUUCCUCUGUAUUUUGAAGGACUUAAUGCCUUCUUGGUCAUCUACAUCAUUUUCUGCAUACACACCUAAGCCAAUGGAUUAAAUCUGAACAAACAGCAAACCAUGGCUAAGUGGCACAAGGUGCACCCAAACCACCUAUCUGAGAGAAUUUUGAGUACUGUUUUACAUUUUUAUGCGCAGCACUUUUCCACAGCACUUCUCUAAUGUGACUCUGAUUAGAAUUUUUAGAUUUGCAGUCAGCUGUUGAGCUGCUCAUAAAAGUUAACAUUACUAACUUGUUCACAAUGAGAACUAUUUGUAAUUGUAAUUAUAACAUGUUUUUGGGGCCAAAUGUUACUUUUUAUGUUUUUAUCAUAAUUUUGUACAGCAUGCAAACCUAUAAAUAAAAUGACCUCAGUCUUCUCUGCAUGAUCAAAUCCAUGUUUAGAGCCGAAUGUGGCCCCUCAGUGGGCAUAUUUUGAUUUCUCUUGUUCUGCGUUAAGUAAACUCAACUCAUUCUCUCACGAAACAGACUUGGAAGCUACUUUGAUGUCAGAAUUAACCUCAGUUUGGUUGUCAUUGCAGCACCCACUUCUUAAAUCAAGCAAGCAUGUUUGUUGAUAUCGCUCUGGGUUUUCACUUUCUCAUCAGCAGACUGAAGACCAACUGCUAUUGCUUGCCUUUGUUUUUUUUUCAUUGUUUACCCUCCAAAUGGUUUCAAAGUCCCUCUACUCUCUUCUUGCUUGUUUGGUUAGAUUUCAACGGUUUUUGCAUACAAAAUACUGGCUUAUGUGUCCACAUGUACAGUUUUAAUUCAGAAACUUUAAGGUGUUUUUAGAGAACACAAAAUAUUAGACACGCAUUACAGCGAAUACCCUUUUGUACAAUCCAUAUCUCAGUUGACAUACAGAUUAAUUUCCUUCUCUAACUUUCUAUUUCUGUUUAUCUGUA
Messenger RNA from Toxotes jaculatrix (banded archerfish), 4142 nucleotides. RefSeq names its product kelch-like family member 4 (gene klhl4). The record is from RefSeq and is a predicted model, not a curated record. The transcript is spliced from 11 exons. Lineage: Eukaryota; Metazoa; Chordata; Actinopteri; Toxotidae. The coding region runs from base 1 to 2196 and encodes 731 amino acids. Gene Ontology annotation, molecular function: protein binding.